Acinonyx jubatus (cheetah) is the source of this 6395-nucleotide messenger RNA. It is a transcript of the gene SSTR3, whose product is annotated as somatostatin receptor 3. Gene Ontology annotation, cellular component: neuron projection; membrane. The transcript is spliced from 2 exons. Bases 2956 to 4203 code for a protein of 415 amino acids. Gene Ontology annotation, molecular function: somatostatin receptor activity; neuropeptide binding. Gene Ontology annotation, biological process: neuropeptide signaling pathway. The record is from RefSeq and is a predicted model, not a curated record. Lineage: Eukaryota; Metazoa; Chordata; Mammalia; Carnivora; Felidae.
CGGGAGGAAACUGAGGCCCGGAGCUAGGCAGUGACCUGCCCAAGUUCACACAGUAGCCUGGUGCCAUCAUUCUGUGGCAGAGACCAAGCCCCCAACCCCGGGCCUGCGGGGCGUGUUCCUGGGGGUCGGGCCCCGGGCCUGGAAUGGGAUGAGUGAGUGAGUCGGCAGUGAUCAGCACAGUCCGGGUCUUUUGGGGGAAGGCCCAGUGUUGCAGAGGGCGGGCAGAAGGCAGUCGGCCAAGGGCAUCAGCCUGCGGCAUUCAAGGCCGUCCUGGCUCUUGGUUCCUCUCAGCCCGGGGCCUUCAGGGAAGCCAGCAGGGCCAGAAGGCACUGGUGAUUUAGGAGUAGACCAAACUGGGUUUUAAUUCCUGUCUUCCGCUCACCAGCUAGGCGAACUUGUGCAAAUUACUGACCUUCUCUGAGCCUCAACGUGCUCCCCUUUAAAAAUCCUCCCUCCUGGGCUUGUUGAGGAUUUCACGAUGUGGGUCUGUGCCCAGGAGCAAUGCCCCCACUUUGCUCGGAGCUCUGGCUGCUCAACUGCUCGGUCUGUUCACGUUUCCCGGCGCUCGGUGCUGUGUCAGGGGCUGGGGCUGAAGAAACAAAUAACUCAAGGUCCCUGCGACCCAGAGCCUGCGGGUAAGCGGAUGGGGGCAGGCGAAUGGAAGGUGAUGGGGGUAUCUGGCAUCUCUGAGGGGCUCUCCUGAAUUGCUGUGUGGCUCGGAGCAGCCCCUCGCCCUCUCUGGGCCUCUGUCCCCGCCCUCCCAGAGCAGUCCUGUGAGGAGUCCGCCCCCGGCUUUCAGGCGAGCUUGUGCCAAAGAUAAACCAGACAGGGAGGAAAGUCCCUCCUCCCUGAGGAUGAACCAGAUCAUGCACAGGAUCCCAGCUCCUUAAAGAAAAGGAGGCGCCUAAAUUGUAGGGGCAGAAAGCUGUAAUUUUGCGGCUCCUGGCAUCCAGCCUCUUAAACUUUGACAGGGAAGAUGGGCCCAGAUGGGGGGUGGAGGCAGGGAGUCUUCCAGGGAGGGCAGGGGCUCUGGGAGGGGCUAUUGCACCCCCGGGUACAAAGACAGGGCCUGGCCGGUCGCGCGCGCCCGUGUGUGCGUGUGUGUGUGUGUGUGUGUGUGUGUGUGUGCACGUGCCCAAGAAAGAGGUGGGAGGGGGGUGUCCUCAGGGCUCACCUCCAGGCUUCCCUGGGGGCAUCUGUCCCUGCAGCCUGGAAAUUAAGUUUGCCCAGCUCCCAGGCUGUCUCAGGAGCCUGGCGCUUUCCUGCCUCCUGCAGCCCCGGGCUGUGAUUGGCUGUCCCGUGGGGAUGCUGUAAAGAGAAUGUGCGCAGGGCAGCAAGGUGGAUGGAUGGGUGACGCAGGGCUCCGGGGCUGAGGAAGCCAGAACUCCAAGGUCUCAGAUUCCACGUUUCCAGGUUGAACAAGGGCCGAUUCUGGCAUUCAGGAAUUCUGACAUUCGGACUCAAGGACGCAGAAUCUAAAAAUCUGUGACUCUACAACUCAGGCCUAAGAAUCUAAAAUUCUGGUUUUAGGAUCUUACGAUUCCAGGGGUUUGAGCCCACGAUCCUAAGAGUUCAAGAGCCCGAAGAACAGCGAGGGAAGCUCUAAAUAGGUUGGUGGGAGAGUGGGAUGCAGGCUGGGUGCCUCCCCAAGGCCCAGCCUCAGUCUGCCAGCCUGUGAAAUGGACACGCGUGCGUGUGUGUGUUGGGGGUGGGGGGGGAGGAUGAUCUUAAGGGUCCUCCCAGGUCUGCCCCUUCUUAGCUGUGUGACCGGGGCUAACGUGUCCAAUGGUGGGGACAACACUCGUCCUUCCCCCAUCAGACCCCUAGGAUGCUGCAUUUCACUAGCUUCGCCUGGAACCUGGCAGCUGGGGUCAGUGACAACGAGCCGGAAGAGCUGUUAGGAUCCUAUGAGCCCCGUGUUCAGAUAGCCCCUCCCUUAAUGCCGCCGUCCCAGAGUCAGGAUAGCUGAUGGGGUCCCGGGGUGAUGAUGGGGCACCCCCUGGGGUUGGAGGAGCAGGGGGGGGUGCUCUGAGCCCAACCAGCCUGGGGCAUCAUCAGGAGCAACCAAGGUCAAGGGGUUCUUUGCUAUUCUAGGCAGUGCCCGGCCUGGUGCUCAGAGAGACUUUAGAAACCGAGACGUUUGUUCCUAGUUAGGGUGCUUCCCUUUUCCAGAAGUUUUGCAUCUUUUUUUUUUAAUGUUUAUUUAUUUUUGAGAGAGAGAGAGAGAGAGAGAGAGAGAGAGAGCGCGAGUGGGGGAAGGGCAGAGAGAGAGGGAGACACAGAGCCAGAAGCAGGCUCCAGACUCCGAGCCGUCCGCACAGAGCCCAACGCAGGGUUCGAAUUCACGAACCGUCGGAUCAUGGCCGGAGCCGAAGUCGGACGCUCAACCGACUGAGCCACCCAGGCGCCCCCAGAAGCUUUGCAUCUUAAAAAUAGUGUCCAGAUAGGGCAAUGCAGGUGGCACUGGAAGGAUCCGGGCACAGUGUUGGGUCAGAAGGGGGAUAUCAGAGGCUUUCCUUCUCUCUCAGGGUUUUCUGUAGGGACAGGCAGGAGCCAAGGGAUGGUGGGGGGAGGUCAUCAGGAAGAAGGGGUGGGGAGCCUUGGCCUCCACCUGGGCCUCCUGAGAGCCAGAGGUAGGCUAGCAAGUUCCGAGGUGGGUGGCCUUUCCUAGCGGGUCUUGAAUUUCCACUGUCGGCAAUUCCCACCCCCUUUGCAUUAAGAAUUGUCCACCCCGGGUUCCUCUGAUUCAUCCGAUGCCUCCAACACCGAUGCAGAGCCUGUGCUGUACGAGGGACGAGGAGACGCUUCAAAGCGGAGUGAGAGGGUCUCCAUACUUAGGGAGAGUCAGUCUAGCGUGGAAGCCGGGAAGCGUCUAGCUCCUUGCAACACACGGGAGGCACGAUAAGAAAGGCCAAUAGCUGCCCGCUGACUGCCGCCACCCCCGCCUCCUCGGCCAUGGACACCCCUGGUUUUCCUUCAUCGGCCCCCACCGCCUGGGAGCCUGGGAACGCCUCCUCGGCCUGGCCCCCGGAUGUCGCCCUCGGGAACGUGUCCGCGGCCCCGAGCGUGGCGGGGCUGGCCGUCAGCGGUGUCCUGAUCCCUCUGGUCUACCUGGUGGUGUGCGUGGUGGGCCUGCUGGGCAACUCGCUGGUCAUCUACGUGGUCCUGCGGCACACGGCCAGCCCGUCGGUCACCAACGUCUACAUCCUCAACCUGGCGCUGGCCGACGAGCUCUUCAUGCUGGGGCUGCCCUUCCUGGCGGCCCAGAACGCCCUGUCCUACUGGCCCUUCGGCUCCCUCAUGUGCCGCCUGGUCAUGGCCGUGGACGCCAUCAACCAGUUCACCAGCAUCUUCUGCCUCACGGUCAUGAGCGUGGAUCGCUACCUCGCCGUGGUCCGUCCCGCCUGCUCCGCCCGCUGGCGCACGGCGCCCGUGGCCCGCACGGUGAGCGUGGCCGUCUGGGUGGCCUCGGCCGUGGUGGUGCUGCCCGUGGUGGUCUUCUCGGGUGUGCCCCACGGCAUGAGCACCUGCCACAUGCAGUGGCCCGAGCCGGCGGCCGCCUGGCGCGCGGGCUUCAUCAUCUACACGGCCGCGCUCGGCUUCUUCGGGCCGCUGCUGGUCAUCUGCCUCUGCUACCUGCUCAUCGUGGUCAAGGUGCGCUCGGCCGGGCGGCGGGUGCGGGCGCCCUCGUGCCAGCGGCGGCGGCACUCGGAGCGCAGGGUCACGCGCAUGGUGGUGGCCGUCGUGGCGCUCUUCGUCCUCUGCUGGAUGCCCUUCUACGUGCUCAACAUCGUCAACGUGGUGCGCCCGCUGCCCGAGGAGCCCGCCUUCUUCGGCCUCUAUUUCCUGGUGGUGGCGCUGCCCUAUGCCAACAGCUGUGCCAACCCCAUCCUCUACGGCUUCCUCUCCUACCGCUUCAAGCAGGGCUUCCGCAGGGUCCUGCUGCGGCCUUCCCGCCGCGUGCGCAGUCAGGAGCCUUCUGCCGGGCCUCCGGAGAAGACUGGGGAGGAAGAGGGCGAGGAGGCGGCAGGGGGGCGGGGGCGGGGGAAGGAGAUGAACGGCCGGGUCAGCCUCAUCGCACGGCCCGGCACCGGCGGGCAGGAGCGGCCGCCCAGCGGCACGGCCAGCAAGCAGAGGCAGUUCCUGCCCCGAGAGCCCGCAGCCGGGGGCAAGCCGGGCGCACUGCGCGCCAGCUGUCUGUAGGGGCCCGCGGGAGGCCAGCGUGGUCCAAGCACGGGGCAGAAGCUGUGGGGACGCCGCGGGCGGGCCACCCACGGUGCCCGGGGCCCCGUGACGGGAUGUGUGGAGGCCUGGGCUCCCAUCCUGUGGCUGCUGAGACUCACGGUGUGACCCUCGCGUAGGUCACUUUCCUUCCCUGCACCUCGUGUUCUCUUCUGUGACUCAGGGAUGGGAGGACUGAGCCUGGCCCGGCUCUGCCGGACGAGAAGUCCGGAGGGGCAUUGCCGCGGGCCGACCUGCCUGCGUGGGGCCCAGAGAGCUGCGCACCGGCCUUCCCCCUCAAAGACAGAGCAUCCUGGCAGAUGGGCCCGGAUCUUGGCCCUCGGAGGGACGGACCGAGGUCUGGAUCGCCCGGGGCUCAGAGUCAGGCUCCCAGGAGAGGGCCUGGGACCCCAAAUAGAAGAAAGUCUUACCCAGUGCAGGGAGGGGUACACACUGCUUAGGCCCCACAUCAGCUCUCCCCCACUCGCUGCAAGGCCUGGGCGGGCUCUUCUCUCUGGGCCUCAGGCCUCCCUUGCUGAACAACCCAGGAACCUCCAGGCCCUCUCGGCCCCGGGCGGCCAGCACUGGGGCUCCCGUGCUCCUGGACAGAAUUGUCCGGGAUUUUGCAGGACAGUCAGGCAGUUCACCUUCGGGGCCCCUUACCCCUUGGGCCCUUCCAAGGCCCUGUAUCUUAUUUUGUACUUGUAAUUUUGUAUUCUUUUUCAUAAAGACGGACCCCACACUGCAUACAUUUAGGCCACCUAAAGCCUGGCUCAGCUCCCGUUGAGGGCAGCUGACCAAUCCCCAAAGCGGCUCACUCUGCGUCCCGUGGCUGGAGUGGGGGUGUCUCUGGGCGUCUGUGGGCUCCAGGAGCCUCCCCUUAGCAGCUACCCCCUGGCGUUCCUCCCCUCGCGGAGACCAAGGCAGGAUCCGGGCCAGGCAGACUGGCAGGGAAGCACAGCGUCUCAACAGCGUGGUGGAGAGAAGGAGGGAGAGGAGGAGAGAGAAGGGAGGGAAGGAGGAGGAGGUGGGUGGAGGACAGAUCUGCUCCGUGAUCUUGGAGCGAUCCUUGGCCCCUCUGGGCCGGGCUCAGGUGCAGCGUCCCCGAAGGCAGGCUGUGGAUGCCCGGCCUGAUCAAUCUCAAGAAAACGAUGCAGUGAGGACGGGAAAGCAAAUGGUCUGGAAGGCACAGCGCUGGCUGCCCGGAGGGCCUGUCUGUGCUGGUUAGAAGGGGCCGUGUCUUGAUGGAAGCCCCUCAUUCUCUGGGGCUACAGUUUGAGGAGGCCCAGGGAAGACAAGCCAGCGGGGCCUGGACAGGGACCACAGGGAGGGGCUGCCAUGCAAGGACUCUCUCUCCAGAGAUAACCAUUUAGAGCCACAGUGAGGCUGGCCCUGGGGAGGGUGGUACUCAGGCUAAAUCCCUCAAUCCUCCCUCCCCCACCCCCCGCGGAGGGCAGGGAGCUCCUCAGGGAAAGUACGUGAAACCACAAUUUGGGGAGACCUAGGUCUCCAACCCACCUCAGGAUCCUGCCUAGCCUUGACCUCUCUGGGCCUCAGUGUCUCCAGCAUAAAACGGAGGUUGUCCCGGCUUGCCUACCUGCUCAGAUCUGGGGAAGAAAAUGAGUCAUGCUGGGCAAGCCGCCAAGCACACCGCGACGGGUGGGGGUGGGGGUGGGUGCGUCACGUUAUAAAGUGGAAACGACGCCCAUGCCAUGCCAGGCUUGGCCGACACCUGCUCCUUCCGCCAGCAGCUUCUCUGGCUCUGGCUCUCGGAGGUAAGAAUACUGCGGGGCCCAAGACAGGAGGAAGGCUCCGGAGAGUCAGAGGCCAAAGACAGGGAGGGCUUGGGGAACGCGGCCCCCUCAGGAGGUCACCGAAACAGACUUCGUACACGUGUUGGCGCUGGAGCCCCGGCCCCCAGUCUGGGAUUCCCGUGAUGAGGAUCUGGGGGUCUGAGGGAAGAAGGGCCCGGCAUCUCGGCAUUCCCUGGCCGGCCCCGCCUUCCUGAGCCCUGGGACAGGUGUGCCUGUUCUCCAAGGGCAGCUGGAAGGCCCUUUAGGGAAAUCCUGUGCAGCUCCUCCCCCUAGUUCUUGUCAAUAAAGACAGUGACCCCCGACAAGAGCCGUGACCUGGGCCAAUUCCUCUGCCAGGUGCUGUGCGUCUAGACUGGUGUG